AUGUCCGAUCAUCCUCACAGCCACGGCGAGGCGUCCGAGGAGAUGAGUUUCCUAAGGGCACCCGGACCUUCCAAGCUCUCGUCGAUGCUCCUGGACCCCUGGAACCCCAUCUCGGGACAGCACGAGGAACCGUCUCCGACGUGUCUGGCCCGCGUACAGCUCGAGAUCGCCCGCUUCUACAACGCCCGACGUUCUCGCGGCGUCUUCGUCGUACCCGAGGAAUACGACCUCACCAAGUUGCACGCGGUCGUCGUGGGUCCCAAGGACACUCCGUACGAAGGAGGCUUUUUCCACUUCCUCCUAAAGUGUCCGUCAAACUACCCGGCGAGUCCGCCUCGCGUUCGCAACUUGACCACCGACGCCGGUAGGGUGUGCUUCCAUCCGGACCUCUGCGCUAGCGGUACGGUGUGCCUCGAUAUCCUGGGUACAUGUCCAGGACAGCCUUCGUGGAAGCCAGCGCAGGGUAAUAUCGAGACGGUGCUCGCGUCGAUCCAGUCGCUGCUCAACAAGACGACGUGUUUCGAGGAGUCGGGUCCCGGCGACGCCUCCCGCUACGACGCCGUCAUCCAGCAUGAGACGAUCAGGGUCGCCGUGUGCGACGUGGUCGAGGCGUGCCUCGCGGGCAAGUCGCCGUGCCCGCCGCCCCUGAGGCAGAAGAUCUUGAAGGCGUUCUCGGAGCGCUACGGUUGGUACGAGAAGGUCGUCGGCGACCGGGUUCACCUGGACGGCACGGUCAUGGAUUGUCUGUUCGGCGGCAGCAAGGGAGUGUACCAGUACCGGAGUCUGCUCCAGAGGCUCCGACUUCUAAACGUGCAGCUGCACAUGAGGGAUCCGACUCUCGUUGGAAAGGGAGUCGCGGCACGAUUCUAG
This is a messenger RNA of Rhipicephalus sanguineus (brown dog tick), 870 nucleotides long. RefSeq names its product ubiquitin-conjugating enzyme E2 Z. NCBI's taxonomy places the organism in Eukaryota, Metazoa, Arthropoda, Arachnida, Ixodida, Ixodidae. The coding region runs from base 1 to 870 and encodes 289 amino acids. Gene Ontology annotation, cellular component: nucleus. The transcript has a single exon. The record is from RefSeq and is a predicted model, not a curated record. Gene Ontology annotation, molecular function: ubiquitin conjugating enzyme activity; cysteine-type endopeptidase inhibitor activity. Gene Ontology annotation, biological process: negative regulation of apoptotic process.